CACGAGAGCCCGCCGGCGCUGCGCAACGGCCACGCGCACACGAUCUUCGCCGCCAAGUGCCGCUUCACGGCGCGCGUGACGUACGCGCGCGAGUUCAUCGACACGCCCGACGGCGGCACGCUCGCGCUCGACGUCGUUGUGGGAGCGGACGAAGACGACGUGAGCCGCAAUCCCUCCGGCGCGACCUUCGUCAAAAAUUCCGCCACCACCUCUGACGGCGCGCCGUUCCUCGUGCUCCUGAGCGGCCUCGGCGGCGGUUCGCAGGACACGUACGUGCGCGGGCAGGCGGCCGCGGCGCACGCGCGGGGCUGGCGCGUCGCCGUGCUCAACAUGCGGUCCUGCGCCGAGUCGCCCGUGACGUCGCCGCGCUUCUUCUCCGCGCGGCGCGGGUCCACGGACGACGUGCGCGCGGCCGUCGACCGCAUCCGGGAGACCUACGGACCGUCGCGGCUCUGCGCCAUCGGCUGGUCCAACAGCGGCACCAUCGUGGCCAACGCCCUGGCGGAGCAGGGCGACGCCGCCGGCCUCGACGCCGCCUGCUGCCUCGCGGCGCCCCUCGACAUGCCGACGUCGUCCGCGAAUUUGGAGAAACCGUUCCACAGGAACGUCUACGACCGGUCCAUCGGCGGCUCGCUCGCGGAGAAGGUGCGCGGCGCCCGGGACCUCUUCCUCGACGACGCGGGCCGGCCCACGGCCGUGCCCGCCUGGGGCGGCGGCACGUUCGUCGCGGACGUCGACCGCGCGGCGGCGGCGUCGACGAUCCGCGACGUCGACGAGGCCAUCACGGCGCCCUGCUUCGGCUUCGAGACCGUCGACGCCUACUACGCCGACGCGUCCGCGGACCAGCGCGUCGCGGCCGUGGCGAAGCCCCUGCUCGUGGUCAACGCCGCGGACGACCCCAUCGCGCGGUUCACGACGAAGCGCGGCGUCUUCGACUUCGACGCGCUGGCCGCGAACCCGAACGUCGUCGCGGCCGUCACGGCCCACGGCGGCCACCUGGGCUGGUGCGACGCGGCGGCGCCCUGCGGCCCGCCGAGUUGGCUCCAGGAGAACGCGCUCGACUUCCUC
Aureococcus anophagefferens is the source of this 1068-nucleotide messenger RNA. RefSeq lists its product as hypothetical. Gene Ontology annotation, molecular function: short-chain carboxylesterase activity; monoacylglycerol lipase activity. The transcript has a single exon. The record is from RefSeq and is a predicted model, not a curated record. The annotation marks the transcript as partial. Lineage: Eukaryota; Pelagophyceae; Pelagomonadales; Pelagomonadaceae.